AUGAAUGAGCUUUCACUUCUCAACUACCUGAUUGUAAAAGGCAGCGGCAAGGUGCUGGGGAAUGGGCCCGUUACCUUGGCAGGUGCUGCUAUUGGAGCUGAGUCAGAUUUCACUUAUUCAUUCCUCCCCAAGAUAAAUACGGGCUCUGAGUCAGAAUUGUCAGAGGGUUUAUUAACAAAGGAUGCAGGCUGGGGAACCGAGAGGAGGCUGCAGCAAUGCCCUCAUCUCUUUAUCCCGGACUUACCUGUGUUUCCUGAAGUUUCAGCGCCCAAUGUGUGUGAGGAAGAUGUUCUGGGUAUGAUUGGCCUUCCUCAGCCUUGUGUCCAGCCCUUCACUCGUACUGUAAAGCUAUGGAAGCAAGGCUGUACUGGACCAAGAUGGUGCAUGGAGUAUGUAAGAAGGACUGGCUACUACACUGUCUACAGACAGGUAUACAGCCUGCGGCAUCAGACAAUCUAUAGGUGUUGUCCUGGCUGGAGCCAGCGUCAAGAUGAGCCUGGAUGUCUGCAUGCCCUCUGCUCAGCAGGCCCUUGUUUCAAUGGAGGCCAGUGUCCAGAUGGAGAAGCCCAGGUGUGCCAGUGUUCGGUGGGGUUUCAGGGACCUCGGUGCCAAUAUGAUGUGAACGAAUGUGCCAUUGACAAUGGUGGCUGUCAAGAGCAGUGCUGCAAUACAAUUGGCAGCUAUUACUGCAAAUGCCAAGCUGGCCAGAAACUGAAAGAAGACGGGAAAGGCUGCAAAGAUGUCGAUGAAUGUGCAGUAGUGAACGGAGGCUGCCAGCAGAGCUGCAUUAACACUGAGGGCUCCUUCUACUGUGAAUGUGAUAUGGGAUACAGACUCCAUGCUGAUGGACGCACCUGCAUAAUGAAGGACCCCUGCUCCGGUGGACACAGAAGAUGCUCCCAUAUCUGUCGAAAUGAGCACGGCACUGCCAGGUGUGCCUGCCACCCAGGGUACCAUCUGUCUACAGACAAAAUGUCAUGCAAAGACAUUGAUGAGUGUGCAGAAGGCAGUGCUCAUUGUGCCCACAAUUGCGUGAACUCCAUGGGAUCUUUUACCUGUACCUGUAAUCCUGGCUUUGAACUUGGUGCAGAUGGAAGGCAGUGUUACCGGAUUGAAAUGGAAAUUGUCAAUAGCUGUGAGCAGAACAAUGGGGGCUGCUCUCAUCACUGUGAGCACUCAACUGGUGGGCCCCGUUGUUCUUGUAACCAUGGACACCGUCUUGAUGUGGAUGGAAAAACAUGCAAAGAUCUUGAUGAGUGUGAGAGUGGGCAAGCCUGCUGUUCCCAGUUCUGCAUCAACUAUUUGGGAGGCUAUGAAUGUGAUUGCAAAAUGGGAUUUCAGCUCAGUCCUGAUGGAUGUGGCUGUGAUGCUUUGGAUGAGGAGGAAUUAGAGGAGGAAGAAGAGGAAUUGGAAGUUGUAAGCUUCCCAGAUCUUCACUUCAGAAGACAUGCUCAACUGCUUACUUAUGCUGUUGCCCCAAAUCCCAAUUAUGAAGAUGAAGAUGAACUAGAGGAAAGAGAUAUUCGAGGAGAAUUCACUGUUUUACACAAAGUGGUCUGUUUAAAUGACACUUUUGGACAUGACUGCAGUUUAAUGUGUGAAGACUGUAUGAAUGGAGGCAAAUGCAAUGAGGAAAAGAAUCGUUGUCUCUGCUCAGCUGGCUGGGGAGGCAUCCUCUGUAAUGAAACUUGUCUUCCAGGGACUUAUGGACAAGAGUGCAAUAGCAUCUGUCAGUGUCAGAAUGGAGGUUCCUGUGACCCUAUAACAGCCCAGUGUCAUUGUCCCCCUGGAGUUCAUGGGAUGAACUGUGAAGAUGGAUGUCCUAAAGGGUUCUUUGGAAAGGAUUGCAAAAAGAAAUGUGUGUGUGCCCACAACAGUUAUUGUCACAGAGUCUAUGGAGUUUGCCUAUGUGACCCAGGACGUUAUGGUCGGUUUUGCCAUCUGACCUGUCCCAAGGGAGCCUAUGGAGCUGGCUGUUCUUCUGAAUGUCAGUGUAUGGAGGAGAACACCCUGGAAUGCAGUGCCAAAAAUGGUUCAUGCACCUGCAAAUCUGGUUACCAAGGCAACAGAUGCCAGGAAGGUAUAAUCUGAUGACCACUUCCUUUCUUCUCGUUAUUAAUGUUGCUUUCCAUUUUGUCAAACGCCCCACGGUCACUUAUUAGUUGAUCUACUAGUGGCCCCAGGAGGUGAGUCCACAUUAUUAACCCCCUGGAUAAAAGUGAGGAGAUGGGACAUGGAGCAAUGGACUAAUUACCUUCAUCUUCACAGUCUCUGGGUAAGCCUUAGUGAUGCAAGAAAGAUCCCAUUUCAGGGUAUCUUACACUAAGAAGAUUAAGGUGAAGAAAUCAUUAUAUUGUAUACUAAACAUUUAAGAGAACCCUGAGCUAGUUACCAUUUGGGCUCUGAAGAACCAUUUAUCCAACAAUUCCAGCAGACCUGAGUCACAGACUCCUAACCAUGGAAGAAUAAGGUUACAAACAGAUAGUGAUAAUUGUUUGUUUUUCUUUUCUGAAGCACGCAUUUGUUACAUAAAUAUCUUAUGGUCAAAAUACAUAGAGAAUACUGGACAGAGAAACCAGUUGAAAUGAUCUUAAGUCAUAUGAAGUCCUCAGGGACAGCAGAAUUUGAUUUUAACACUAGGCCUUGGAAAGGCAGAAGAACUGACCCUUAGUUCUUUUUUUUUUUUUUUUGGUAAGGCAAUUGGGGUUAAGUGACUUUCCCAGGGUCCCACAGCUAGGGAGUGUUAAGUGUCUGAGGCCAGAGUUGAACUCAGAUCCUCCUGACUUCAGGACUGGUGUGCUAUUCACUGCACUAUCUAGUUGCCUCUGACCCUUAAUUUUUGAUAGAUUGUUGAUAAUGGUUGAUUGGCCAUGGCAUGGCCAUAAGAAGAAGAGAUUUGGCCCAGUUGUCUCUCCUGUCCCUUUUACCUCUUUUUUAUUCCUUUGUCCACGCAAGCACGAUCCAGCCUGCAUCAGAAGUUUGGAUUUAGUUGUGUCUCUAAUUUAAUAGAGAUAUAAAUAGCAACUAAAUAGGUAGUUUCACUGGUAUAGGGACAACUCCCUUUUCAAGAAGACUAUAACAUUCUUUUCAAAUGACAGUUUUAGAAAUAUAUCGGGGACACUGUGAGGUUAAAUUAUUUGCUCAGAAUCCUAGAAAUUGCACUUGUGUGAGGCAAGAUUUUUUCUGUUUGUUUUUUGCUGAGGCAAUUGGAGUUAAGUGACUUGCCCAGGGUCACGCAACCAGGAAGUAUUAAGUGUCUGAAGCCAGAUUUGAACUCAGAUCCUCUUGACUUCAGGGCCAGUGCUCUAUCCACUGUGCCAUCUAGCUGCCCCAUGAGGCAAGAUUUGAAUCCAGAUAUUUUUAUAGUGUUGUAUAUAAAGGAUUUUAAAUAGAGGAUUUGAAAAACCAAGGAUUGUGGAUCUAGAGCUGGAAGGGACUUAAGAGGCCAUAUUUCCCAACUCUUUCAUUUUACAAAAUAGGAGACCGAGCCCCAGGCAGGUUAAAUAAUUUGCUCAGGGUGACAUAGGCAACAGCAGAUUCUGGAUUCAAAAUCAAGUUCUUCAACCCUGAAACUUGCAUACUUUCAACUGUACCAAAAUGGUUUAACUCUUUUAUGUGUCUUUUAUGUGGCUGCUAAGUGGCAUCCUAGUGCCCAGAAUUCUGGGACUAAUUCUGGGUUCUAAUGUGAACUCAGAUACUAGUUGUAUUACCCUGUACAAGACACUUAAUCUCUACAAGCCUCGGGUUUCUCAACUAUACAAUGGUGAUAAUAAUAGCAUCCUACCUCCCAGGGUUGUUGUGAGGAUCAAACAAGAUAAUAAUUGUAAAUUGCUUUGCAGUGCUUGACACAUAUUAAA
Antechinus flavipes (yellow-footed antechinus) is the source of this 3857-nucleotide messenger RNA. Its product is annotated as EGF-like and EMI domain-containing protein 1. The transcript has 15 exons. Bases 1 to 2091 code for a protein of 696 amino acids. Lineage: Eukaryota; Metazoa; Chordata; Mammalia; Dasyuromorphia; Dasyuridae. Gene Ontology annotation, molecular function: calcium ion binding; protein binding. The record is from RefSeq and is a predicted model, not a curated record.